UUUAGUGUCAGGUUGAGCUCAGAUUCCUCCCAUUCUUACCGAGGCUUUCCCUCACUGCUGGAGGAACGAGAGAAAGGGCUGUCUCGGAUACGGUGUGUCUGGAGAGGGGGACAUCAGCUUAUUAUUACAUUUAUAUUAUUGACGGACACUUUAACAGAUUAAUUAAUGAGCUGCUGACUGUCUGUGUAAACAUGAAGAUCAGGCUGUCAUUGGCCGCUGCUGCACUCUUAACUUUAUUACUGAAUUCAGUAGAGGCUCAAGUGGAGCCCCCUUCAGAUUUGAAAUUUAAAAUACUAAAUGAAAACACAGUGCAAAUGUCAUGGAGGAGGCCUUCAUAUCAGAUACAGGGAUACAGAAUACAAGUAGUAUCAGAUACAGAUGAUUUUAGAGAUUUCACUCUUCCUGUCCUGGCCACAAACACAUCUAUCACAGAUCUGACUCCAGAUGUAGACUAUUCAGUGUCAAUAAAUUCAUAUGAUGGCACGGAAGAAAGUAUUCCUAUCCUUGGCCAAAUAACUAUUCAAUCCAGUAACACCAGUGGAACAGCUGGGAAACCGCAGUCAGAUGCCAUUACGUGUUCAGUAAGUGCUAUUGCAGAUCUAGUUUUCCUGGUGGAUGGCUCUUGGAGUGUGGGAAGGGAAAACUUUAAAUUCAUUCGGAGUUUCAUUAGGGCCUUGACGGGAGCGUUUGACAUUGGAGAAGAUAAGACUAGAGUGGCUGUGGUACAGUACAGCACAGACACCAGGACAGAGUUCAACCUGAACCAGCAUUACAGACGACCAGAUCUUUUCCGAGCCAUCAAAAAUCUGCCCUAUAAGGGCGGUAAUACCAUGACAGGUGAUGCAAUGGACUAUCUGGUGAAAAACACUUUUACGGAAGCGGCUGGAGGCAGGAAAGGCUUCCCAAAAGUAGCCAUGAUCAUCACAGAUGGAAAAUCUCAGGACCCAGUGGAGGAGUACGCCAAACGGCUGAGGAACAUUGGAGUAGAGAUCUUUGUCCUGGGUAUCAAAGGUGCAGAUGAGGAUGAGUUGAAGGAGAUUGCAUCCACUCCUCACAACAAGCAUGUCUACAAUGUUCCAAACUUUGACAUGAUCAUUCAGGUGCAGAAGAAGCUCAUCACUGAGGUGUGUUCUGGUGUGGAGGAACAGCUAAAUACCCUUGUAAGCAGAGAGGAAGUUGUAGAACCAGCGUUAAAACUCAGUGUAACUGAUAUCUCCUCCAAAUCUAUGAGGGUCACGUGGGAUGCAUCUCCAGGAGAUAUCACAGGCUAUAAACUUCAGCUCAUCCCCAUGAUAGCAGGCGCCAGGAGGCAGGAGUUAUACACAGGUCCAAGGAUCACCUUGGCCAAUGUCAGAGACCUGUCUCCUGAGACAGAAUAUAAGAUCAGUCUGUUUGCCCUCAAAGGUUUAACCCCCAGCGAGCCAAAAAUAGCCAUGGAGAAGACACAGCCUGUAAGAAUCUCCACAGAGUGUUCUCUUGAGGUUGAUGUCCAAGCUGAUGUUGUUCUCCUGGUGGAUGGCUCGUACAGUAUAGGACCGGCUAACUUUGCUAAAGUUAGAGCCUUCCUAGAAGUGCUUGUUAAUUCUUUUGAUAUCGGACCUAACAAGGUGCAGAUCAGCUUGGUUCAGUACAGCAGGGAUCCUCACACCGAGUUUGCCCUGAACAUGUACCAUGACAUUGAAGCUGUGGUCAAGGCAAUCCACAUUUUCCCAUACCGAGGAGGCUCCACCAACACUGGGAAGGCCAUGAGCUACGUGAGGGAAAAGAUCUUUGUUUCAGGCCGUGGCGCUCGUGACAAUGUGCCACGGGUCAUGGUGCUCAUCACAGACGGCAAGUCCUCAGACUCCUUCAAAGAGCCAGCCAACAAGCUCAAGGAUGCAGACGUGGAGAUCUUUGCUGUUGGAGUUAAGGAUGCAGUGCGCUCCGAGUUGGAGGCCAUUGCUAAUGCUCCUGCCGAUAACCAUGUUUUUGAGGUGGAAGACUUUGAUGCCUUUGAGCGGAUUUCAAAGGAACUGACCACAUCUAUCUGCCUAAGAAUUGAGCAGGAGCUCCAUAACAUCAAGAAAAGAAGUUUAAUACCUCCAAAGUCACUGAGCUUCUCUGAGGUAACCUCCAGGAGCUUUAGGGCCUUGUGGAUUUCUGAGGCAGAGGAUGUCCUGUCUUUUCUGGUACGUUUCAGACCGGCGGCUGAUAUAAUGGGAGACUACAUCUCUUUGUUGGUUUCUAAUGAAACCAUGACUACCACUUUGCCAAAUCUAAUCCCCCUGACCACCUAUGAGGUUAACGUUAUUGCCCAGUAUGACAAAGGAGACAGCUUUCCUUUGACGGGAGAGGAGACAACGUUAGAAGAAAUAGGCAGUGUCCGCAACCUCAUGGUGAGUGAGGAGACUGUGGACAGCUUUCGUGUGUCAUGGAAAGCUGCUCCGGGAGCAGUAUUGAGGUACAGACUGUUCUAUGAGCCUAUUGCUGGAGGAAAUAAAUUGGAAGCAGAGACUGAUGGGAGUCAGGUCACCAUUGUGCUCCAAGAGCUGUUACCCAUCACGACCUACCGCGUCACAGUGCAUGCUGAGUAUGCAACGGGGAUGGGGUCUUCAAUGGACACUGAAGGCACCACCAAAGAAGUUCUGGGCUCUCCACGUGACCUGAAAGUCUCUAACGAGACUGUGUCCAGCUUGAGGCUCUCAUGGCGGGCUGCUCCAGGAAAUGUGCUUCAAUACCAUGUGACCUACAAACCUGAUGGUGGCGAGAGGAAAGAGAUAUUUGUUAAAGGAGACACAACUAGCGCUAUAUUGAAAAAUCUGCUGUCCGACACGGAGUAUGAGCUGUUUGUUAGCGCCCGCUACUCCUCUGGUCUUGGAGAUCCAAUUUUGGGAAGAGGCACCACUCUGGAAGAACUCGGUUCUGCUUCGAACCUGGUUACCUCAGAUGUCACGGAGAGCAGUUUUGUAGCAUCCUGGACUGCCGCUCCUGGCAACGUUCGCCUUUAUCGGGUCACCUGGAAAUCCCUCUUUUCAGAGGAAGCUGGCGAGAAAACGGUCCCCGGGGACAUUACCACCACUGUUCUGGAUGGCCUGACACCGGAGACCCGAUACAAGGUUUCUGUAUAUGCUGCCUACAGCCGGGAGGAGGGGAGACCGCUUCAUAGAGAGGAGACCACAGAUGUGUCGGCUGCUGUGAGAAUACUUACGUUAUCAGAUGAAACAGAAAAGACCAUGCGGGUGACGUGGCAACCAGCACCUGGCAAUGUUGUCAACUAUAGGGUGUUGUAUAAACCACAGGGUGAUGGGCGUCAAUUGGUCUCCAAAGCACCAGGUGGAACCAACACCAUCAUGCUGAGACGGCUGCAACCCUUGACCACUUACGAUAUCACUGUGGUACCUGUCUAUAAGUUUGGUGAUGGAAGAGCAAGGAAAGGAGAAGGAACCACAUUGUCUCUAUACAAAGCUCCCAGAAACCUGCAAACUUCAGAACCCACUAAGACCAGUUUCAGGGUAACAUGGGACCCUGCUCCUGGAGAUGUGAAGGGCUACAAGGUCACUUUCCAUCCCAUUGGGGAUGAAGUGGACCUGGGAGAGCUGCUAGUCGGCCCCUAUGACAACACUGUGGUUCUGGAAGAGCUAAGGGCUGGCACUAAGUACACAGUGAAUGUGUUUGGCAUGUUUGAGGGAGGAGAGAGUAUGCCAUUGGCUGGAGAGGAGAAGACGACCCUCACUGAAACCCUUGAACCUCCAACCUUUCAAACCACAGAUGUAACAUGCAAAACUACAGCUCAGGCCGAUAUCAUUCUGCUCAUUGAUGGAUCUUGGAGUAUCGGCCGCCUGAACUUCAAGACCAUAAGGGCUUUCAUUGGCCGCAUGGUGGGUGUGUUUGACAUCGGCCCGGAUCGUGUCCAGAUUGGUCUGGCACAAUACAGUGGAGACCCAAAGACAGAGUGGCACCUAAACGCUCACAGAACUAGAGCAGAACUUCUAGAGGCUGUGGCCAAUCUACCCUACAAAGGAGGAAACACUUUGACUGGUCUUGCUUUAAAUUACCUCCUUCAGAACAAUUUCAAAGCUAACGUUGGUAUGCGUCCAAACUCCCGGAAGAUCGGCGUCCUGGUUACUGAUGGCAAGUCACAGGAUGACAUCACAGUUAACUCUCAGAACCUGCGUGAUCAGGAUAUCGAGCUGUAUGCAAUAGGUGUAAAGAACGCAGAUGAGGGCGAGUUGAGAACAAUUGCCUCUGAUCCUGAUGAUAUCCACAUGUACAACGUGGCGGACUUCUCCUUCCUGUUAGACAUCGUGGAUGACCUGACAAACAACCUGUGUAACAGUGUCAAGGGUCCAGGAGGAGGCCCUGAACCACCCACUGAUCUAGUGACAUCAGAUGUGACCCAUUACUCUUUCCGUGCCACCUGGAAUGGCCCUGACGGACCCAUAGACAAGUACAGAAUAGAGUAUGUGAGCACUGCUGGAGGAGAACCUCAACAGUUGUUUGUUGAUGGUACGGUGACGACUGUGGUUUUGGAGAGUCUUAUUCCACUGACGGAGUACAUAUUGAAGGUUUACUCAGUAGUGGGAGAGGAGAGCAGCGAGCCCCUCAAAGGCAUGGAGACAACAUUGCCUCUCAAUGCAGUGAGGAGCAUGAACAUCUACAGGGUGCGCUCCACCACCAUGAAUGUGAGAUGGGAUGCGGCUGAAGGGGCCACAGGCUACAUGGUUGUGUACGACGCCCUUAAUGCCACUGAACCCUCUGUGAAAAAGGAGAUGCGUGUGAAAGGAAAGGUCACUGACGUCCAGCUGAAGAACCUUCAUCCCAACACAGCCUACAGCAUUUUCAUCUUUGCCCUGCACGGCGACACUGCCAGUGAACCUCUUGCUGAUCAGGGGGUGACCUUGCCACUUCCUUCAGCCGGUGAGUUGAGGAUCAUAGAUGUUACUCACAGCACCAUGCUGCUGGACUGGGAUGCUGCAUCCGGCGCCGUUCGCAAAUACAUCAUAACUUACAAGCCAAAGGAUGGAGAGUCCAAGGAGCUUGAAGCUGAUGGAGAUGUGAUAAAUAGUGUUCUGGAUAAUCUAAUUUCCCAAACUGAAUAUGAUGUUGCUGUCACUCCAGUCUAUGAUUCCAGGAUAGGAAGCCCAAUGCUUAAACAAGCUACUACAGAUGUUGUCCCAGCUCCAAAAAAUUUGAGGUUCUCCCAGGUGACCCAGACCAGUUUCAGGGCUCAUUGGGAGCAUGGUGCACCUGACGUUGCCCUUUAUCGCAUUGGUUGGACAAAGAGAGGAGAGAACAACUUCCAAUAUGAUAUCUUGAACAGUGAUGACACCAGCACUCUCCUGGAGAACCUUGAACAAGACACUAUGUAUGAUGUAUCUGUGACUGGCAUUUAUCCAGAUGAGUCUGAAAGUGAAGAUCUGCUGGGUAGACAACGCACAUUGUCCAAGAUCAUAACACCUGCUCGUAGUGGAUCCCCUCAAAACCUCCAAGUGUUCAAUGCAACCACCACCUCCCUCACCACCAAAUGGGAUCACGCCCCCGGACGAGUCCAGAAUUACAGGAUUACCUACGUACCAGUUGCAGGAGGAAGACCACAAUUUACACAGAUUGGGGGGAAGAAGAACACAGUUAUUCUGCAGAAACUGACCCCAGAUACACCCUACUCUAUCACUGUUGCCGCAGUCUAUGCAAAUGGAGAUGCCAAAGACAUUUCUGGCCAAGGAAAGACAUUACCGCUGGGCAGCGUGAGAAACAUUCAGGUCACAGACCCCACCAUCAGCACUCUUAAUGUCCGCUGGGAGCCAGCCGAGGGGAUCGUACGGCAAUACAGGAUUUACUACCAGCCUGUCACAGGGGGCAUAGAGGACAUGGUCCAGGUUCCCGGAACCACUACCAGUACAGUUCUGAAGAACUUGCUGCCUGAUACAGAUUACACGGUAACCGUGGUGCCAGUUUAUGCUCCUGGCGAGGGCAAGCGCAUGUCACAGAAUGGAAAAACCUUGGUGCGGACCCCUGCCAGGAACAUCCAGGCUUACAACCCCACCACAAACACCCUGAACGUGCGCUGGGAGCCAGCUUCCGGAGAAGUCCUGCAGUACCGUGUCGUCUACGCCCCGCUCACCGGAGUCCGUCCCUCUGAGUCUGUUCUUGUCCCAGGGAACACCCACACUACCUUGCUGCAGCAGCUAAAUCCAGACACAGAGUAUUCGGUCAGUGUGGUGGCCCUGUAUGCUGAUGGAGAGGGCUCCUCAGUGACUGAUAAUGGAAAAACAUUGCCCCGCAGUGGCCCCAGAAACCUGCGGGUGUACGAUCCAACCACAAGCACGUUGACAGUGAGCUGGGAGCAUGCAGACGGGCUCGUGCAGCAGUACCGAAUUGGCUAUGCACCAACCACUGGAGAUCCCAUUGAGGAAUUUACAAGUGUCCCUGGAAACAGAAAUUCAGUCAUCUUGCAAAACCUGCAGCCUAGCACUCCUUACAACAUCAAUGUGGAGGCCAUUUAUCAAAAUGGCCCUGGAGGACGACUCUCUGGAGAUGGAAAUACAUUGGGUCUCCUGGAGCCUCGUAACCUGCGUGUUUCAGAUGAAUGGUACACUCGAUUCCGUGUGUCAUGGGAUCCAGCACCCGCACGGGUCAAUGGUUAUAAACUGGUCUAUACACCAGUGGGCACAACUAACACAAUGGAAGUGUUUGUUGGAGAUGUCACUACAUAUAACCUGCACAACCUUCAGUCUGGAACCACGUACGACCUGAAAGUUUAUGCUCAGUAUGACGCAGGCAUGAGUGGAGCACUGAUUGGACAGGGAACCACUUUGUAUCUCAAUGUAACUGACCUCUCCACAUACAAUGUUGGUUAUGACUCAUUCUGCAUCAGAUGGACUCCUCAUCGGGCUGCUACUUCUUACAGACUAAAAGUCAAUCCUUUCAUCUCAUCUAAUCGUGGGGCAAAUGAGGUCACUAUUACCGCUGCUGAGAGCAAUUACUGUUUUGAUGGGUUGAUGCCAUAUGCACUGUACAACGCCACUGUCUACACCCAGACCCCCAACCAGGAUGGACCAGGAGUCACUGUCAAAGAGCGCACAUUGGUGAAACCCACCCAUCCCCCAACAACACCCCCAGCACCUCCGCCACCACCCACCAUCCCUGGUGCACUCGAAGUGUGCAAAGGUGCCAAGGCUGACCUGGUGUUCCUGAUCGACGGUUCUUGGAGUAUUGGAGAUGAGAGCUUUGUUAAAGUCCGCCAGUUUGUGUUCAGCAUGAUUGGAGCCUUUGAUGUCAUCAGCCAAGAAGGCAUGCAGGUGUCUUUUGUGCAGUACAGCGAUGAUGCUAAAACUGAGUUUAAGCUGAACACCUACCAUGACAAGGGAGUUGUUCUGUCUGCCCUUCAGAUGGUCAACUACAGAGGAGGAAACACCAAAACAGGAGCUGCAUUGAAGCAUGUUGUAGAGAAGGUGUUUACCUCAGACAGUGGUAUGAGGAGGACAGUUCCAAAGGUUCUGGUAGUAGUCACAGAUGGACGUUCUCAGGAUGAGGUGAAGAAGAGUGCUGCUAAACUACAGCAUUCAGGCUACAGUGUGUUUGUGGUGGGUGUCGCUGAUGUAGACUUGGCAGAACUAAGGAACAUUGGAAGCAAGCCCAGCGAGAGACAUGUCUUUGUCGUUGAUGACUUUGAUGCAUUCAUGAAGAUUCAAGACAACCUCAUUACGUUCAUCUGUGAAACAGCAACAUCCACAUGUCCUUUGAUUUACCUUGAUGGAUUCACAUCACCAGGCUUCAGGAUGCUGGAAGCUUUUAACAUCACUGAUAGGACAUUUGCUGGCAUGAACGGAGUCUCCAUGGAACCUGGUUCCUUCAACAGUUACAUCGCAUACAGACUCCAUAAGGAUGCAUUCAUUUCCCAGCCCACAAAGGAAAUCCAUCCAGAUGGUCUUCCUCCCUCCUACACCCUCAUCCUUCUCUUCCGCCUCCUACCUGACACCACCAAGGAUGCCUUUGAUAUAUGGCAGAUUGCAGAUAAGAACAAUAACCCUGAGGUCGGACUUACCGUUGACCCUUCCAGUCGAGUCAUUUCGUUCUACAAUAAGAACACCAGAGGGGAAAUUCAGAAAGUCUCCUUUGACAGCGACCACGUGAAGAAAAUCUUCCACGGCAGUUUCCAUAAGAUUCACAUCUCAAUUUCACAGAAAAACGUCAAACUGAACAUUGACUGCCAAGAAGUGGCUGAGAAAGAGAUCGAAGCGGCCAACAACAUCUCCACAGAUGGCUAUGAAGUCCUUGGCAAAAUGGCCAAAUCUAGCGGUUCAAAGAAGCAGUCGACCACCUUCCAGCUCCAGAUGUUUGAUAUUGUCUGCAGUUUGGGCUGGACAAGUCGAGAUAAAUGUUGUGAUAUUCCAGCAAUGCGAGAUGAAGCCAAAUGUCCUGCUCUUCCUCACUCCUGCACAUGCGCUCAGGACAGUAUUGGUCCUCCAGGCCCAGGUGGCCCUCAGGGCAGCCCUGGUACAAAAGGUCCACGAGGUGAGAGAGGAGAGUCUGGACCAAUGGGUCCAAUGGGUCCACGUGGGGAGCAGGGUCUGCCAGGGCAAAUGGGACCUCCAGGCCCACAGGGCCCCAAUGGAUUGUCUAUUCCUGGUGAACCAGGGCGGCCCGGACCUAAGGGAGACCCUGGUGACUCAGGGUUACCUGGACAGAGAGGCCAAAUUGGUGCUCCAGGUCCUCUUGGCCCUGUUGGACCUGCUGGAGCGAGGGGUCAACCAGGAAAUGAAGGCCCAUCUGGACCAAGAGGUCCAUCAGGACCAAUGGGACCCCCUGGGUCACCUGGCAUGCAAGGAAUCACAGGAAUAUCAGGAAAACCUGGAGAGACUGGCCUCUCGGGAGCUGUUGGCAUGAAAGGAGAGAAAGGUGAAAGGGGAGAUACUGCGUCACAGAAUAUGUUGCGAUCUGUAGCAAGACAAGUCUGUGAACAACUAGUCAACAGACAAAUGAGCAGAAUCGAUAUGAUGCUGAACCAGAUCCCCAGUAACUACAGGAGCAACAGUCCUGGUCCUGCUGGACCUCCAGGCCCUCCUGGCAACCAGGGAUCCCGUGGAGAGCCAGGUCAGACGGGACCCAAUGGUUUCCCAGGAAACCCAGGUUUGCCAGGAUCUCCAGGAGAAAGAGGUAUGCCCGGAGAGAAAGGUGAGAGAGGAAGUCCAGGCAUUGCCACUCGUGGACAGAGAGGAUUACCUGGACCACCUGGGCCACAAGGGCAGUCCCAGAUAGGGCCCCCUGGUCCCACAGGCUCACCUGGGCCCAAUGGCCCACCAGGGCGGCAGGGUUCUCCUGGAAUCCGAGGACCACCUGGGCCUCCUGGAUAUUGUGAUUCCUCUCAGUGUGUAGGCAUUCCCUACAACGGACAAGGAUACCAACGUGUUGCAUAGUAUGCUAUAUAGACUGCCUGAUCCCUUACGCAUCCUGAGUCAGAGAAAUUAGCACUCACGCUAAAGAGCUAAUAAGGAUAACUACCGUGGAUAUGAUUGCUGAAUAUUUGCUGGCCAACUCUUAAAACAAAUCAAACCAAAGAAAGGACUGGACUGCAACUAACACCAGCUCUGAGCGCUACUAUAUCAUGGAGACACGUGCCCAUGGCCUGUUUGCAUCUAGAACUUAAACUGCAAAACAUUUGCUGGUGACGCAUGUGAAACUACUAACAUAAUGACCAUUUGUUUAACCAUGUUCAACAGUGGUAGCUCUGUAUGAGGGUGAGAUGACUGUAAAUAAAAGAAUUAUGCCCUGUAAAUGUUUAUCGAUGAAAUAAUUUGCUAAAAUAGUUUAACAGCAGUCACCAAGCCUGCGCCUGAUAACAUGCUUCUUGCUGACCGCUGAUGUAACCUUUGUUUGAUUUUUUUUUAAACACCUUUAUUGAUUUAUGCAGCCAAUGCUCAGGUCAAAAAUGUAGUGUGUGCAACUAGUAUAUGCAACCAUGAAUUUUUUGAUAUGUUCGCAGAGUGCUGUGUUACAAACUUUUCUUUAUUAUUUUGUAUUGUGAUUUACGUAAUACAUAUAAUAUAUAAUUUAUAUAAACCUCAGAGAGAUCAGUGCAAGUGUGUUACCUUCACUUGUCCAUGAAUGAAUUCUUUUUAUACACUUAUGUUAGAUUAGCGAUAGUUGUGGACAGCUACAGAAUGGGCUUAACAUUUACAUUUUUGUAUUACUUCUUAUGACUUAAUCAAGAUUGCAUUAACACUAUGUAUAAAUUAAGUUAUGACAUGUUUGAAUCGUAAAGCAUAUGCUCAGCAGGCCAAAUUAUAUUUCCAAGCAGGCCCCUACCAACCUGGACCUGAAACCUACGUAGUGCCCAUGCCAGCUGAGCCGUUGGAAGAUAUUGAGACACAUCACCAGGUUUAAGAAUCCAAUCUGGAAAAAGAUUGCUAUCAACACAAGAAGCUGAAAGAAUAGAAACAUAAAGUGAAUCUGAGGAAUCAUUCAGUUGUAUCUUCUGUAGUGUACAAAUUCUAGCCUCAAGCCUCGUUCAUAUGCCAAAUUAAAUGAGGUCAAGUGGAAAUAAGGCUGAUAUUCAACCCUCAUUUCCUUUUAAGAAACCUGUGUGCUCGUUAAUGGUUCCAAAUUGUGUCUUUGCUUGUAACAGAACGGCAUUUUGUAUUUUUAAGAAACUUGAGUUCAGUAUCCCAAAGUGUAAAGGUGUUUGUUGCACUGCAAUUGUAUGUGCUAUGUCUUCUCUCUCAAGGAAAAUGGCAAACGGUUGCACUUCUCUUAAAUCUUGUUAGACCUGACUUUGUUUUGUUAUCCUAAACAGAAUAUUUAUCUGUUGUAUACCAACUCAGACCAAAGGAUGAAUUGCAUGCCUGUGUUGUAUAUUUAGUAAGGACGUUUACAUUCAGAAUAUAGUUGUCUUUUCCAAUGCUAUUAGUUUCAAAUGCAGAUGGAAUUUGUUGCAAGACUAUGGACAAAGAAUUGCUUCUUUUAUGUCUGAAUUGCACAUUGUGAAUUCCACAGCCUUAUUUUCUUAUUUAUUUCAGAAUACGAAGAGGCAUUUUUCAAUAAAACUACUGAAAAUGUUUAA
Messenger RNA from Xyrauchen texanus (razorback sucker), 11038 nucleotides. Its product is annotated as collagen alpha-1(XII) chain-like. The transcript has 66 exons. Lineage: Eukaryota; Metazoa; Chordata; Actinopteri; Cypriniformes; Catostomidae. Gene Ontology annotation, molecular function: protein binding. The record is from RefSeq and is a predicted model, not a curated record. Bases 192 to 9395 code for a protein of 3067 amino acids. Gene Ontology annotation, biological process: endodermal cell differentiation.